CAAUAUAACAAUGAAUCAGUUGUUUGUGGAAAUUCAAUCGAUAAUAGCGUGGAUUGAACAGUACAAGUUCUAUUAAUUCAUCAUGGAUCAUCCAGACGUGUCCCAUUUUAAUUCUAAGAAGGCUAACACUAGUCGUUUGGAUGUUGAACCUGUUCCAGAAGAAAAUGUUAUUCACCAAAGUCAGGCAACGGUAGAUGAUGAUUACUAUGACAUGAGCAAGAAAAAAUACAUGUACAUCUUUAAUCAUUAUAAAUAUAAACAGACAAGUGAAUACGGGAACAAAAGGCCCAAAGAACGAAUUGGAACUCACUUCGACGUAAAAAUUUUAGAUGAGACCUUCAGUUUAUUAGGGUUCGAUGUCAAAACACAUCAAGAUUUGUCACGUAAUAAGAUUAUAAAAGCCAUUGAAAAAUUAAUAAAGCAAGACCAUAGCAACACUUCAUGUAUAGCUAUAGCAAUACUGACCCAUGGGAGUAACGAUGGAGUUCUGUUCGCCGAGGAUCAGCCUUACGAACUGAAAGAAAUAACAAAAUUGCUGGAAACCCAGAAAUUAGUUUUGAUCCCAAAACUUCUGUUCAUUCAGGUCUCAGUGGUAAACAUCCAGCCUCUUCAACCCAGAGUAGAGAAAGUGAUUCGUCGCAUGAAUUCCUUGCGAAGCUCAAUAAGAAGAUUAGGACGUUCAAUCACACCACAAGUAUCCAAAUGCUGGGCUCAGAUUAGAUCUUCGGAGUCGUCUGCCUUAACAACGACUGACGCUGCUCCCAUCAAUUCAUCUCCCAUCAAUGUGGCUUGCAGAGGACAGGCUCUGGACAAAGGUCAUCAAGUGGAAGUCGAUGGUUGUACUAGAAAUCUGGUGCACGUCCCCUCUCAUAUAGAUUUUCUCAUUCUUCAUUCUGCCGCUGAUGAUCACGCAUCAUUCAGGACCAACGAAGAAGGAUCCUGGAUGAUUCAAAAACUUUGCAAAGUCCUAAUGGAAUACCAUUUGACUUAUGAUAUUCUCCAGAUAAUUACUAUAGUGAACAAACGAGUGGCAUAUGAAUGCACCGCUUUCAAUUCUCAAUACCCAUCUUAUAACAAAAAGAAGCAGUCAUUGGAAGCAAGGUAUACAUUAACCAAGUUCUUGAAAUUAUAAAAACAUCACUGCUUUCUGAAGUUUUACUCAAUGUACUGCCAAAAGGAGAUCUCUCUCUUAAUUAAUGUCGCCUAGUCCAUAAACCUGUGAGAUUGCCGGGGUUGUUAUUUUAGAACUGCAGGGUCUACAGACUUCACAUUAUUCAUAUAAAUAUUGUAACUUUAAUCAUUUGUUAUGUACACCUCAUUUUAUGUUUGUUUAUUUUGGACACUGUAAUAAAUUUUAGAGACAAAUAUU
This is a messenger RNA of Plodia interpunctella (Indianmeal moth), 1369 nucleotides long. It is a transcript of the gene ICE, whose product is annotated as caspase-3-like. The record is from RefSeq and is a predicted model, not a curated record. The transcript has 7 exons. Bases 83 to 1132 code for a protein of 349 amino acids. Gene Ontology annotation, biological process: proteolysis. NCBI's taxonomy places the organism in Eukaryota, Metazoa, Arthropoda, Insecta, Lepidoptera, Pyralidae. Gene Ontology annotation, molecular function: cysteine-type endopeptidase activity.